This is a messenger RNA of Lodderomyces orthopsilosis Co 90-125, 735 nucleotides long. Its product is annotated as exosome non-catalytic core subunit. Bases 1 to 735 code for a protein of 244 amino acids. NCBI's taxonomy places the organism in Eukaryota, Fungi, Ascomycota, Pichiomycetes, Serinales, Debaryomycetaceae. Gene Ontology annotation, cellular component: nucleolus; nuclear exosome (RNase complex); cytoplasmic exosome (RNase complex). Gene Ontology annotation, biological process: rRNA catabolic process; nuclear mRNA surveillance; poly(A)-dependent snoRNA 3'-end processing. The transcript has a single exon. The record is from RefSeq and is a predicted model, not a curated record.
AUGUCACGUAUGGAACUAUACUCCCCUGAAGGUCUCAGAAUAGAUGGAAGAAGAUGGAACGAACUUCGUCGAUUUGAAUGUCGUAUCAAUACCCAUCCAAGCUCAUCAGAUGGCUCAUCGUAUGUCGAACAAGGCAACACAAAAGUUAUAUGUACAGUACAAGGUCCUAUCGAACCCAGCAGUAGAGCCCAAAUGAAUCAAGACAAAGCCAAUUUAGAAGUCAAUUUGACAAUUGCUAAUUUCUCGACAUUUGAGAGAAAGAAGCGAUCGAAAUCAGAGAAACGAAUGGUUGAACUUCGAACUACACUUGAACGAACAUUUGAACAACUGAUAUUAUUGCAUUUAUAUCCAAGGACUAAUAUAACGAUAAAUGUGCAAGUAUUGAGUCAAGAUGGAGGUAUGUUAGCAGCUAUAACAAAUUCAAUAACAUUGGCAAUAAUCGAUGCUGGGAUUGCCAUGUAUGAUUAUGUAAGUAGUGUCAGUUGUGGAUUAUUUGAUCAGUCUCCAUUACUAGAUUUGAAUAAUUUAGAAGAAACUGAUGUGAGUUCAAUAACUGUCGGAGUUAUUGGUAAAAGUGAGAAAUUGGCUUUGUUGUUGUUGGAAGAUAAGAUGCCUUUGGAUUCAUUGGAGAAGGUGUUGAGUAUUGGCAUUGCUGGAAGUCAUAGGAUAAAAGAUUUGAUGGAUAUAGAGGUGAGAAAACAUGGAAAUACAAGAGCGUCCAAAUUGGUCAAAUAA